Messenger RNA from Colletotrichum karsti, 1218 nucleotides. RefSeq lists its product as uncharacterized. Gene Ontology annotation, molecular function: oxidoreductase activity. Bases 1 to 1218 code for a protein of 405 amino acids. The record is from RefSeq and is a predicted model, not a curated record. NCBI's taxonomy places the organism in Eukaryota, Fungi, Ascomycota, Sordariomycetes, Glomerellales, Glomerellaceae. Gene Ontology annotation, biological process: retrograde transport, endosome to Golgi. The transcript is spliced from 2 exons. Gene Ontology annotation, cellular component: late endosome; cytoplasm.
AUGAGUUCAACGGUUAUCGUGGGUUCUGGCAUCAUUGGCCUCUCGAUAGCUCAUUACCUGGCAGAUCAUCAGCCCGGCUCGACAAUCCAUCUUGUGGAAGCGUCGCCGGAGCUCUUCGCCUCGGCGUCUGGCUAUGCUGGCGGCUUCAUGGCGCGAGACUGGUUCUCGCCCUCAUCUGCAUCCCUCGGAGCGCUGAGUUUCGAUGAGCACAAGAAGCUCGCUGAGGAAAACAACGGAAGGGAAAGAUGGGGAUGGUCGACGAGCACGACAUAUAGCCACUCAGCCGCGCCUGCCAAGAAGGACAAAAACGGCGACAAAUGGCUGAGUGAAGGUGGCAGUCGAGCGGAAGUCGUCGAAGCCGUGGAGACGCCUGACGAUGGUCCUUCAUGGUUGCGUCGUGCGGCCGGUGACGAUGUCCAAGUCAUCGGAGACUCGGAAUCCACCGGCCAAGUGGAUCCCCUCCGUCUCUGCAACUUCCUGCUCGAAACCUGCAAGGCAGAGGGCGUACACCUCCACCACCCAGCUACAGUCCUCUCCGUGAACACCGACCUCCGCGGCGAGCUCUCCACGGUACGCAUAGGCGACACCACUUCCUCCACCGAGACAGACGUGCCCUGUACCCGUCUGGUGAUCGCGGCAGGCGCCUGGUCGCCCCGCGUCUUCUCCCAGCUCUUCCCUGGCGCGUCGCUCGAACUGCCCGUCUCCAGCCUGGCCGGUCAUUCACUUGUCGUCAAGCCCCCAGGCGACGAUCGGACGAAAACAGGCUGCCACGCCAUCUUCAGCACCGACGGCGCCGGCUUCUCCCCGGAACUGUUCUCCCGUGUAGGCGGGCACGUCUACAUCGCCGGCGUCAAUGCCCCGUCGCUCGCUCUCCCGGAGCUCCCAGGCCAGACGCCGGUAUCAGCAGCCGCAAUAAACCAGCUGAAGGAAACGGCCGAGCGAAUCGUUAACGUCCCGGAAGGCGAGCUCAAAGUCGUCCGCCAAGGUCUCUGCUUCCGUCCCGUCACAACCUCCGGAGCACCGAUCUUAACCCGCAUCCCGGACGGUCGUCUCGGGGGCGGGGUCUCGACGCGGUCCGGCGCCGACGGGGGCGUCUACGUUGCGGCCGGUCACGGGCCUUGGGGUAUUAGCUUGAGUCUUGGGACGGGCAAAGUGAUGGCGGAGAUGAUGCAGGGACGGAAGCUGAGUGCCGACAUAUCGCGGCUUGGACUUACGUGA